UCUGGACUAUAUAUCCCAAGGGCCGGGCUAGAGAGUCAGAGUGUUGAGCCCCCGUGUGGAGUAAGGACACUCUUGAACUUGGCCCUUCAGGACUUGGGGAUUCAGAACUCAGGACGCAUUUGCCUGCUGUUGCUCGGGUCAGUGAGUGAGCGGCGCUCAGAUGCUGGAGAUGGAGUCUCUGAACAGCACGACCCCCAGCACGGCUGCCUCCAGCAGCGCCCUCGAGUCCCCCGUGGCCGGCAGUGCUGGUGGUAGCAAUGGCAACGAGUAUUUCUACAUCCUGGUGGUCAUGUCCUUCUAUGGCAUCUUCCUGAUUGGCAUCAUGCUGGGCUACAUGAAAUCCAAGCGGCGGGAGAAGAAGGCCAGCCUCCUGCUACUCUACAAGGACGAGGAGCAGCUGUGGGGCGAGGCCAUGAAGCCGCUGCCCCUGGUGUCGGGCCUGAGGUCCCUGCAGGUGCCCGGGAUGCUCAACAUGCUGCAUGACAGCAUGGCACCCGCCCUGGCCUGCACCCUCUGCUCCAUGGAGGGUGACAGCUUGAGCUCUGAGUCCUCCUCGCCCGACAUUCACCUCACCAUCCAGGAGGAGGUAGCGGACAACGAGCUGGAGGAGACCUUGGAGACGCCCCUGAAUGAGAGCAGUGAGGGCUCCUCCUCGGAGAACAUCCACCAGAAUUCCUAGCACCCACUGGGCCUCUGGAGGUGGCCCCGCGGGCCAGGGUCCUUGGAGAGACGAAGGACACUUUCGGUGUUCGGUGUCACUUUUGCGGUGUGACUAGUACUUUGGAGAGACCCUCUGGGAACCCCCACCCCUGCACCCCCAGAAAGGGGUAGGUCAGGGGGGAGCGGGGCGGGGCUCAGCCCAUGUUCUGCCUGUGGUGUGGGCCCAGCUGCUGCACAAACAAAAAACCUUGAAGAUGCACAGCUAGUGCUUAACUCUGGGGGGGUGGUGGUAGUGGUGGUGGUCAGGCUCCUGUGAAGACAGUGACAGGUCUGUGUGCUUGCUGCCGGCUCCCUGAACCCCCUGGGUCACUCCUGAAGCCUCUUUCCACUCCCAGGGCUGCCGUCUGAAUGCCCAGGAUAUGCAGAGGGACAGGGUGUGAUUUUUUAAUGUGCCCAGAGCUCUGUUCUUCUAGAUCUGAUGGGCUAUAAGUACCUCUCCUGUGUACCUGUGGGAACUUUGGGGUUCAGGAGGAGGAGGGAGGGGAGCUGGAUGGAUGAAUUUGGAGGGGAGCAAGCUGGAGGUCAGAACAUGACUGGGUCUGUAUACCCUGAGGAGGUGAGGGUGAAGAACAUGUAACUUGGAAGCCUGCUCACAUUGCUUGGGAUGGUGGCACAUGAUACGAAGUUUGCCCCUUUGUUUGAACCCCUGACCUUGAAUCUGACCUCCCUGAGUCCAGCGGUUUCAUGCUGGCGUGAUGUCUUUGUCUGGUAGGUCUCUUCCCCUGGAAGCUGACCUGCACUCUGAAUGGCCACACAGAGGCUUCUUCUCUUUCCAGCCGGGUUACGGGUUACGGCUGGGGUUGGAUGAGGCCAAGCUGUUUGCUUUGCUGCUGUUUUUAUUAUUGUUUUUUCCCCUCCCCCAGCCUUGGGACGGAAUGUGGGUCUCUCGGAUCUGGUACUUUGUCACGUAGCUGAGAUCUAGAAGGGUACACUCAGAGCUAGGGUCCAAGUCCUGUGCUUCCUGCUCCCCAGCUCUGAAACCCGUUCUCUGUGUGGUCCUGCCUCGGUCAGCCAGAGAGGCUUACUGCCUUCAUGAGACUCCUGGUAAGCCAUAUCCCCAGGGGACUGGGAGGAUGUCUUUCAAGUUUUUUAAGACUCUGUGAUACAUUCUGCAGGGCCUGGUGUGAAAAAGCUUGGACAGAAUCCUCCUGCCCUUAGUCCAAGAAGUGAUUUGCUCUCUUAAAAGAGUAACAGGGGACUCAGGACACACAGUCCCGUGAUAGUCAGAGUGAAUCACCCUCAGAACCUGCCAGAGUUUUCCCAGUAGUGAGUCAAAGAGGCAGGUGCCACAUUGUAUCUGUGUAAGUUGUUGUUGGGGGGUGGUGGAAUGAUACUAGGCUGGCUAAGGGGACCUGAAGAUCAAAAACUGAAUUCUCUAGAACACAAACCAAUGUUUCCAUGUGUCCCUGUGAUCUGUAACUUGGUAGCAGGUCCUUUCGACCCUUGAAGGAAGAAGAGAAAUGUACUCAAAGGUCACACUGAAUUCUAGUAACAAAAUUUUCAAUAAAGAUAUUCUCCAUGGAGUGGAGGAAGCAAAAAAAAAAAAAAAAACCAAAAA
Messenger RNA from Erinaceus europaeus (western European hedgehog), 2278 nucleotides. RefSeq names its product potassium voltage-gated channel subfamily E regulatory subunit 4 (gene KCNE4). The transcript has 2 exons. The record is from RefSeq and is a predicted model, not a curated record. NCBI's taxonomy places the organism in Eukaryota, Metazoa, Chordata, Mammalia, Eulipotyphla, Erinaceidae. Bases 161 to 679 code for a protein of 172 amino acids. Gene Ontology annotation, biological process: membrane repolarization during action potential; regulation of ventricular cardiac muscle cell membrane repolarization; regulation of heart rate by cardiac conduction. Gene Ontology annotation, cellular component: membrane. Gene Ontology annotation, molecular function: potassium channel regulator activity; transmembrane transporter binding; voltage-gated potassium channel activity involved in ventricular cardiac muscle cell action potential repolarization.